Lecanosticta acicola is the source of this 2993-nucleotide messenger RNA. NCBI's taxonomy places the organism in Eukaryota, Fungi, Ascomycota, Dothideomycetes, Mycosphaerellales, Mycosphaerellaceae. The record is from the annotation of a GenBank genome assembly.
AUGCAGUCGCGCAGGAGGAAACGCGGCAACAAGAAGGAUCGCGUCGCGUUGGGUCCUGCGGCUACCUCUCAUCCAGACGUCGAUGUUCCAUCUGUGAAGAAUGCGGCUGACAGUGACUUCCCUGAAGCAGGGAGCAAUCCUCCCAUCCGAUCCAUGAAUAUGAAUACAUACGGCCCUCAGCAAGCGUCACGCCAGACACCGCGAUUACAAAACACACAAAAGCCGGGCUUGGGCGGCAACAACGCAGGAGGAUGGGCAUUCGGGCCCCCUUCAUCGGGAGGCUUCGGAGGACUAGGCGCCGCACCGGGACUGGGACAAGCACGGCCAGGACAGCUAUCGGGCUUCGCGCAGGUCAUGGGAGGAGGUAGUGGGCAGGGUCCCAUCGACAUGAGGUAAGUCUUCACUUUCGUUUUCCACUUCGUCCAUCUUGGAGCAGGCAGCAGCGGCGGCGGCAGCACGUGGACAGAUACAACAAACGGCGGGCUCUUGGGGCGGUGCAGAAGUGAGGUUUCUGUGGAAGGAGCGACCCUCGUUUCUGGCGUAGAAGCAGCGGGUUGCAUCAUCGCCGCCGCUUCACUGCGGUGCAAACGGCGGCCAGAACUUCAAAACAUAAGAAGCCCGCUGCCCCUCGACAAAAUUUCUUCCACGCCGACACGCAUUCGCACGGAACAUCAACUUCGAACACUUCUUACUUCCACACACAUACUUCUCUCGCUAUUUUGGCGCUAUUCGCUACCGGUCACUGGGGAACCUGGAUCUCUGGACUCUGGACUGCUGGAAACCCCUGGAUUCUGGACUGCUGGAUCUCUGGACUUUGGGCCGCCACGCCCGCAUCGCACCAGUACUUCUAUCGAAAUCUGCGGACUGCCAAAGCCGUCACCAGCUGUCUUCUGCCAAUUGCCAAUUGCCAGCCUGCCAGCCAGUAGCCGCCGCGACUGCGGGCAUCAUGAAUCGUGGUGUCAAAGUAGUCAAAUGGAACGAGCUUGACUACGAGUCUGACUCUGGUUCCGACUCCGAGAUCUCUUCAAUGCAUGCUGACAUUGAUUCUUCUAGCGACUUCCCGUCUCUCGGCGGCCAGCAGCCACGCGCUCAGCAGUCCACCAGUGGUUGGAACAGCAGCGCCAUCCGCCAGCAACAGCAAGCCCAGGCCCAAGCCGCUCUACCACAAGCUAGUGCUCCACAGCCGCAACAGCAGCGCGCUCCGUCUGCUACGCCCCUUGAUCAGUACGAUGGCCAGAGCGCCCCGCAGCCCCCUGCCGACCACAGCGGUAGCGGUAAGACAUUCCUCGACUCAAGCCAUGUCCAUCAGCUGACAAGUCCAUGACUACAGGCGAGGAGUUUCCGCCACUCAGUGGUCAGCCGGGCGGCGAGCCUGUGAGGUCCGCCAACGGCUAUGCUGGUACCAUCGAGUCUCCAGAUCAGUCGAGUCCACAACCCAGUGGCCCAUCGGCGCAAUUGCCUAUCCGCGAGGCAGCCUCCAGCGGCACAAACCAGCAGGCGCCAAUUGGCUCCAAUCAUGCUUCGUCGGCCUCUCCCGCUCAAUCUGUCUCGCAACAGUCGCAUCAGACCCAGAGUGGUCACGGCAGCUAUCCAGGAGUCUCCAAGCCCUGGGCUGAGAUGACCGAGCAGGAGAAAUACGGCAUGAUGGGACUCCAGAAGCGGUUCGAGACUAUUGAGGCGUACAAGACUGGCCGUCCUGGCGACCCCACGUUACCGCCUGAAGUUAAGAACCCCUGGAUCUGCGUGGGACAUGACAUGAGCGGUAUCGACGUAGAGCUUGAACAGCCCGGCCACUCGCUCCACAAGACCUUCCACCCUUUCCCAGACCUCGGUCAACUGAAUGCUUCGCCUUUCAACAGCAGAGCACGACAGCCGGUUCCGACUUUCGAGCUGCCACCUGCCUAUUCGGUCAAUAAUGUUCCGGAUUCUACUGUUAGAAUGCCGGCUUUCGGCGAUGGUAAGUGGCCAGUCCGUACGUGGGUCAUGUAUCACGCAUAUUGAUUUUUUCUGCAGAGACGCUGUUGGUGAUCUUCUACGAAUCUCCGCACUCCGCCAAUCAAGACUUGGCUGCCAUGGAGCUCACCGCUCGCGGUUGGCGCUACCACAAGGUCCUUCGUGAAUGGCUGCGACAGGAGGGCCGCGAGGGCAACAGCUCUGGAAACCCACCGCUAGUCGACCUUGCGCAGGACUAUCCACCCGGCACUCCCGCCGUUCCAGACCCAAUGACGAGGAUCGAGAAGGGCAUCUACAUCUUCUUCAAUCCUCCAAAGUGGCAGCGUGAGCGCCGCUUCCAUUUCCUCAACUACGACGAGCUCUGCGAUCGUCACGUCUGGAGCGGCACGGAAUUCGUCAGCCCAUUUCCUCCGGUCGGUGGCCAACCGAUGCCGAAUGCGAUGGCUACUGGUAUGGGCGCAAGCAGAAUGGCAAGCAGCCAAAUGGGAGGCGCGGAUCCACAGGGUUCUGUCAUGUCUGGCGCCUAGGAGGCAAUAGCUUCACAGGGUCUUGAUGCGUCUAAGUCUCAGUCUCGGCUUCAGUCUGAGCUGCAGUCUCUGCUUCAAUCUCAGCAGCAGUCUCAGCAGAGAGACUUCGACCGAGAGCGUGCUUCGAGACAGAGUCAAACUGCCGUGCCGCCGACUGCUUCCGGUUCCGGACCGACCCGUUCUGCGUACAGCCAGCCCUACUCUGCCAGCGCAGGCCCAUCUGGCACGCAGCCAUCCUCCAACCGCGCAGCUCCAGUCAACACCACUGAUGUCACCGAAUCCGACUGGCUCCCAGGUUUGGGUACGGUCCGUCCCUCAUCCCGCAACAUCACGAUGAACCAUCCAGUCGUUCCUCCAGGCUUCGGCAACCCCGCUCAUGGCCGGAUGAAUUUGGCGGGCGGCGGAGGGUUCUACUUCGUGAAGAAUGUCUGGGAUUCGAGCAUCAACAAGGACACUCCUCUCCCAGAGGAAUACAAGGGCAAGGGAAAGGGCAAGGCUAAGGAGAAGAAGUGA